This is a messenger RNA of Fonsecaea erecta, 1050 nucleotides long. RefSeq lists its product as hypothetical. NCBI's taxonomy places the organism in Eukaryota, Fungi, Ascomycota, Eurotiomycetes, Chaetothyriales, Herpotrichiellaceae. Bases 1 to 1050 code for a protein of 349 amino acids. The transcript has a single exon. The record is from RefSeq and is a predicted model, not a curated record.
AUGCCUCCCAUAGGCAUCAUCAUUACCGUCACCGUUCUGGUGGCGGCCAGUAUAGCCGCAUAUGAAAACCCUCAAGUACGAGCAUGGAUAGACCGGACAAGGCACAAGAUUGCCAUGGGUCUACAUUCCCUCGGCGACGAGAUUGGCCCGAGACCCCGUCCCCGACGCACAUCGACAGACGUCUCCAUGCACGAGGAGAAGGGCGAGUUGGCGGAAGAACGUCGACGCCAGGCGAUCGCGGAGAUCAUGGAGCGAGGGCGAAUAAUGGAGGAGAGAAGGAAGAGAAGAAGGCUAUCUGAGCAAGAGAAGGAAACCCCAUCAAGCCCGACUUUUGAUACCCUCGUCGACAAGGACGGAGUUUUGCUGCAGCCGGCACAAGAUCACCACUCACUUCCAGCAGCACUCUCUUCUGGUGUUGACCCUACUGCUCAGUCCGCUACGCUACGGCAGAGGCCUUCCCAUUCACAUGGAGAACAGCCCUCAUCCUCUUUACACCAGCCAAUAGACGCACCCGUCUCCACGAGGCAGCUCGAUGAAACUCAGCCCAACCCAUUCGAGUCAAGAUACGAGCGGGAGAUGCGUGAAGCAUGGAAUCUGCCUUUGGCUGAGCGACCGUUCCAAAAUAUGUCCAGCCAUGCUUCAGAGAGCCUGAUCGAGCUUACUCCGACGACAGAAGGCGUCCCUGAUCCAGACUUUUCCGUUCCGUCAGCCGACUAUCUUCACCGUCCACUGGAACGAUCAGAAUAUUUUUCAGCCACGGCUUCAGAUUCGACACACACUCUGUCCGAGCAUGCGUCGCAAGCAUCACUUCCUAUCCAGAGCACAUAUCUAGACGCGCCUCGAAACGCUGUCGUUCAUGGGUCUCCUCUCAAUGCAACACCCCCAGCUUCCUUGACGCCCAGCAUUGCUGGCAGUGUAAGCAACAUUCACGCCAGUGAGGCGGAAGAUAGUUCCGACGAUAUCCUCAGCGACUUUGCAGAUGGGAUACGCACUCCCUCAAGUGCUUGGACUGACGUCGACAGCACAGUUAGCGGGGAUUUUCAUUUGUAA